AUGUCUACCGUUUUAUCUACUACCUCUUCUUUAUCUACAAAUGCUAUCCAUCAAACGUUUCAAAUUUUGUCUUCUCAAGCAAAUAUACCACCUGCACCACAUUGGUAUUCACGUUCUGAGCAAACUUAUGAAGCAGCUGAAGCGAGAUUAUUAUCAAAAAUGCAAUAUUAUGGAAUGGAAGGGAAAACAACAGGUACACCGGGGGACUCGAAAACAAUUUUUCGUAUUGGCUUAGUCGAUUUGGAUGGUGAUGGAGUCAGAAAAAUAAAUACUUUGGUGAUUGAUCAAAUGGGUAAUGAUUUUGUUAUCGAAAAUGGUUCAAUACCAUCAACAGAAACCUCAUCAAAUGAUCCUUUUUUUUCGGAGUCUGUUGAUAAUGAGCUUGGUUUUACUCUAAUAUCACAAACAAAUAUAUCCGUUAGAUCUCAUACCGCCGCAUUUAAUGAAAAUCCUCCUGCAAAGAAUCUAGUUAUGUGUCAUGGUUUUGGAGCUGGAUUAGGAUUUUUUUAUCGUAAUUAUCAUGCUCUUAGUCAAGUUCCAGGUUGGAGAAUAUAUAGUAUUGAUUGGCUGGGAAUGGGUAGAAGUUCUAGACCAAAAUUUAACGUGAAAGGAAAAACAGUCGAUGAAAGUGUUGAAGAAACUGAGAAUUUCUUUAUAGAUUCGCUUGAAAAAUGGCGACAAAUACAUAAAAUUGAAAAAAUGACAUUGUUAGGUCACAGUUUAGGAGAAAAAUUAUGGAAUGCUAAUCUUACACCACAAUCUAUUCUUAGGUGGACAGGUCCAUUUGGACCAACACUAGUUAAUCAAUACACCACACGUCGAUUUUCUCACCUUGGCGAGAUAGAUAGGAUUGACCUACAUGAUUAUCUUUAUCAUAUUUCUUGUGCGCCAGGUAGUGGUGAAUAUGCCUUAUCAAGAAUUCUUGCUCCUGGAGCUUAUGCAAGAAAACCAUUAAUUCAUCGAUUAAAUAAAUUGAAAAUGCCUACCACUUUUUUAUAUGGACAAGAUGAUUGGAUGGAUCAUCGGGCAGCAGAAGCAGCCGUUAAAACAAUGAAUGUUCCUACAAAGGUUAUAAUUAUUCCCGGAGCAGGUCAUCAUAUACAUCUUGAUAAUUCUGUAGACUUUGAUAAGGCCGUUGUAAAAGAAAUGUUAGAGUCAUCAUCUAAAAGAAAUAAGAAUAAUUCAAAUAAAUCAAAUUCGAAGGCUGUUUGCAUUUGUUGUAUACAAAAGGUUAGAGAUAUAGCCAUUGCACAAAUAACAUUACUAUCAAUAAAGCAAGACAAUCCUGUUAAUUGUGAAAAUUUUAAGUCAAAUUAUGCUGAUGAAAAGUUCAAGAAAUUUUAUACCCGAAGACUUAAAAAUUAUAAAAUUUUUCUUCCAGUAAA
Messenger RNA from Entrophospora candida, 1385 nucleotides. Lineage: Eukaryota; Fungi; Glomeromycota; Glomeromycetes; Entrophosporales; Entrophosporaceae. The record is from the annotation of a GenBank genome assembly.